UGUUCUCUCAGUCGUUCCUUCCCUCGCACUGAGCCAUGUCUUUAGAGGUGAAGGAGAAGACGGAGGUGCGCCUGGUGUUCCUGGGCGCGGCUGGAGUGGGUAAGACCGCGCUCAUCCAGCGCUUCCUGAAGGACACAUUUGAGCCCAAACACCGCCGCACUGUUGAAGAACUCCACCGCAAAGUCUACGAAGUGGGAGGAAUCAAAGUCACCAUCAACAUCAUGGACACGAGCGGCAGCUACUCGUUCCCGGCCAUGCGUAAACUGUCCAUCCAGAACAGCGACGCGUUCGCCCUGGUGUACGCCGUGGACGACCCCGCGUCUCUGGACGCCGUCAAACAACUGCGAGAAGAGAUUUUAGAGGUGAAAGAAGAUAAAUUCACUCCCAUAGUGGUGAUUGGGAACAAAAUCGACAGGCAGAAUGAAAGACAAGUGUCCAGUGAAGACGUGCUGUCCACAGUGGAGAUGGACUGGAACCACAGCUUCGUGGAGUCAUCCGCCAAAGACAACGUCAAUGUUCUGGAGGCGUUCAGAGAGCUGCUGCAACAAGCCAACCUGCCCAGCAGACUGAGCCCUGCACUGGCCAGGAGAAGAGAAACUUUCCCCAAAGACAGUAACAAACAUCCGCCCAUGAACAAGACCAACAGCUGCCACAUCUCAUGAACAUCAGCACCUGCCAGAUCAUGAGCUCUGCAAAAGACUGACGACACCUGCAGACAUGAACAUCAACAGCUCUCAGAUCUUAUGAACUCUCUGCUAAACUCAGUACAACAGCUCUUAAAUAUCAUGAGCAAAAGACUGAAGACUUUUGUACCGCAGUGGUUUGCAUAGACUGUUUAGAUACAACUUUGCCUUUGGUUAUAAAUGUGUUUCAAACAGAUUAGACCGGCUUAUAUUUAUGUCAUACUUCAGGCUUGUAUUAUUACAGUGUUGAUAAAAGUGCAAUAACUGUGAUUUUGUUAUGCAAAGUGACAGACACGUGGCUUUUGUCAAUAACAUGGGUCAUACUGUAUUACACAAAUAUCUACAAUAUAAAACAUGAGUGUGUAUUAAAGUGUACAGGCUAUUUACUGUUACUCUGUAUUUCAACU
This is a messenger RNA of Periophthalmus magnuspinnatus, 1090 nucleotides long. It is a transcript of the gene rasd4, whose product is annotated as rasd family member 4. The transcript has a single exon. NCBI's taxonomy places the organism in Eukaryota, Metazoa, Chordata, Actinopteri, Gobiiformes, Gobiidae. Bases 36 to 662 code for a protein of 208 amino acids. Gene Ontology annotation, molecular function: GTPase activity; GTP binding. The record is from RefSeq and is a predicted model, not a curated record.